Molecule: messenger RNA, 537 nt
Organism: Aegilops tauschii subsp. strangulata
Lineage: Eukaryota; Viridiplantae; Streptophyta; Magnoliopsida; Poales; Poaceae
Source: RefSeq, a predicted model, not a curated record
AUGUCCAGUCCUCCACCGAGUUCUUCCCACCCGCCGCCGCCACACACCUACCCGUCGCCACAAGCGUCUUCAUCGGUGCUGCUGCCACACACAGCAGGCGCGCCGGCAUUGGGCGUGCUGGAGUCCUCAGGGGCGAUUGCACCCUCUACCCUGGCACCGUCCGCCCUCGUCCUCACCCAGGAGCAGAUGACAGCCGCAAUCCUGGAAUUACAACAGGCCGUGGCGGGCAUCAGGGCCUUCCUCGUCGGGCCCUAUGCGCCCCAGCUGCAUCCCCAGCAUCCACCUCCUCCGCCGCCACACCAACAACAGCUACCCCCGCCACCGCCGCCCUUGGACGCGACCAUGGUGCCGGUCAUCUCGUACCAGUAUGGGAUGCCCUACGACGGGACUGCGACGACCUCAUUCCCAUCAGCGCCGCCGCCGUCCCAGGGCGUCCCCAUCCAGCAGAUCAAGUUCCCGCCGUCGCCGUCACCGCUUCCGGCUUGGAUCGCUACCCGCCAUGUGUCGGCGGCGGUGAGGCUGCAGGCUGUUGCGUGA